Molecule: messenger RNA, 1068 nt
Organism: Cryptosporidium muris RN66
Lineage: Eukaryota; Apicomplexa; Conoidasida; Eucoccidiorida; Cryptosporidiidae
Product: kazal-type serine protease inhibitor domain-containing protein
Exons: 1
Coding region: 1-1068 (355 amino acids)
Molecular function (GO): protein binding
Source: RefSeq, a predicted model, not a curated record
AUGAAGAUACAAACUAUAUUAAUUGUGUAUUCUUAUAUAUAUAUAUUUUCAACUUCAAUAUAUGCAAAUAAGCCUUGUAGAAUAGAUUCAGAUCCCAUUUUUGCUUCAAAUGGAAUAAUAUACCCCAAUGAAUGUCAAUUUAGUAAAGCUAAAUUGAAUAAUAAAGAUUUAAAUAAUUCAAAUAUAUAUAAUAAAAAGACGAUUGAAAUGAUCAAUGAUAACCAGAAGAUGACUGUUUUAGAAGGAAAUAACUCAUCAACCUCUUCACAUCUUAGAGGUUAUAAUAAUUCAUCUGAUCUAUCAAAUGUAACAUUUAUAGCAACUUCACUUGAAGAACUCUGGAGAAUAUAUGAUUCUAAUGUCAAUAAAACUUCUAUCAAUAAUGAAAUUAAAUAUAGUUGUAAUGUCAGUAAUAUAGGUUCAGUAGAAGAAAGUAUAAAAUAUAAUAUAUCCAGUAAUGUACAAAGUAGACCAAAUAUUUAUGAUUCAGUUGAAGAUUUAUCAAUUAUAUUACCAAAUGAUAAUGCCAGUCAAUAUAAUGACAGUAAUCCUAGUGGAUUUAAUAAUAGAAAUGAGACAUAUUUAAUUGAUAUAGUUAAACCAGAUAAUUCAACUUUUUUGGAAGACCCAAUAUAUUAUUCUACCAAUUUAUCCAAUAAAAAUAUUACAAUAGAACCAAAGGAAAUUAUUCCAGACUUUUUGGAGGAAGCUAAUUCGCAGAGUAUUAUAGUGGUAUCAAAUUAUUCAUUUUCGGCUAAUUCAUCUAAUAAAAAUGAUAAUAUAUUCAAUAUUAAUAAUGCUACAAUAUAUAAAUAUUUGGAUGAAAAGUUAGUUGAUAUAGUUGAUUUAAAUGCAUAUCCAAUUGAACGUGAAUUUCCAAGAAAGUUCAAUAGAACUAGAGGAAGAGGAUGUACAAUAAGAUGUACUUCUGAAUUUGAUCCACACUGUGGAAGUGAUGGUAAGCAGUAUAUGAAUCUUUGCGAGUUUAGAAAUGCUCAAUGUAAUAAUCCAAAGCUCAUUUUCAUAAAUUAUGGAGAAUGUGUUAUCCCACCAUUAAGGCAUUCAUGA